Molecule: messenger RNA, 3475 nt
Organism: Stegostoma tigrinum
Lineage: Eukaryota; Metazoa; Chordata; Chondrichthyes; Orectolobiformes; Stegostomatidae
Gene: selenoo1
Product: selenoprotein O1
Exons: 9
Source: RefSeq, a predicted model, not a curated record
CUAGGAAGGCUGACGUUUCGGGCCUAGACCCUUCUUCAGAAUAAUUCCUGUUUGGCCUGCUGUGUUCAUCCAGCUCUACACCUUAUUAUCUCAGAUUCUCCAGCAUCCGCAGUUCCUGCUAUCUCUCCAACACAACGACAUUGCGUGCGCAAAUAAAAAAAAACAAACUGAACAAGAACGGAGCAGCUGCUCCAUCGCUUGGCGAGUUUGUAACUGUGCAGGGAGUGAAGUUAGCUCGGAAGAGAAUGUAUCGGGGUUGUUUCCUGUGGCAUUCAGCCGAGCCGUGAGGUUACUUUGUAUGGGAGGGAGUGCAGCUCGCUGUGUUACUGCUGGCCUCCCUCUCCAGUCUCGGCACCACAGUAAGGGGCUGAUAGUGGCGGCCGCCCAGGCUAUGGGAAUGGGGGCCAGCGGCAGAGUGAGCUUAGGGAGUCUGCCCUUCGACAACCUGGCUCUGCGCUCGCUGCCCCUCGACCCGUCCCAGGAGAGCGGCUCUCGCCAGGUACCGGCCGCCUGCUUCUCCAGGGUCCGCCCGGCUCCCCUCCACCAACCCCAGCUGGUCGCCUACUCGCUGCCGGCCCUGCAGCUCCUGGAGCUGCAGCAGGACGAGCUGCAGAGCUCGGAGCUGGAGCUGGCCGAGUACUUCAGCGGGAACCGGGAGCUGCCGGGCACCGAGCCCGCCGCCCACUGCUACUGUGGCCACCAGUUCGGUAACUUCGCCGGGCAGCUAGGGGAUGGAGCGGCUAUGUACCUGGGGGAAGUGGUUAACAGCCAGGGACAGAGGUGGGAGCUACAGAUCAAAGGAGCUGGACCGACCCCUUACUCCAGGCAAUCAGAUGGUCGAAAAGUGCUUCGCUCUAGUAUAAGAGAAUUUCUUUGCAGUGAGGCCAUGUUCCAUCUGGGAAUUCCAACAACACGAGGGGGAACUUGUGUAACUUCAGAUUCUAAAGUCAUUAGAGAUGUGUUCUAUGAUGGACAUCCAACAUAUGAAAAAUGCACUGUCGUCCUUCGUAUUGCUCCUACAUUUCUAAGAUUUGGAUCCUUUGAGAUCUUUAAACCCAUGGAUGAGUAUACAGGUCGAAAGGGACCUAGUUGCGGUAGAAAUGAUAUUCGAAUUCAAAUGCUUGACUAUGUCAUUGGGACAUUUUAUCCAGAUAUUCAGAAGGCGCAUUUCCAAAACUCAGUCCUGCGAAAUGCUGCUUUCUUCAGAGAGUUAACCAAGAGGACAGCCAGGCUUGUUGCUGAAUGGCAAUGUUUUGGAUUUUGUCAUGGUGUACUAAAUACAGACAACAUGAGCAUUGUAGGACUCACCAUUGACUAUGGACCAUUUGGCUUCAUGGACAGGUUUGAUCCGGAUUAUGUAUGUAAUGGUUCUGAUAGUAGAGGCCGUUAUGCAUACAACCGUCAACCUGAAAUCUGUAAAUGGAAUUUGAGUAAACUGGCUGAGGCUUUGGUUCCUGAGCUGCCCCUGGAGGACAGUCAGUCUAUCAUAGAAGAGGAAUAUAACACAGAGUUCGAGCAACACUAUCUGCAAAAAAUGAGAAAGAAAUUGGGACUUCUGCGAUGUGAGAAGGCAGAGGAUAAAGAGUUAGUUUCUGAGCUGUUGCAUGUUUUCCAGAUUACGGGAGCUGAUUUUACAAACACUUUCCGUUUGUUGAGUGAGUUUCCAGUUCCUGGCAUUUCCACCCAUUUUACACUGGAAGAAUUUCUUGAAAAGCAGAUUGCACAAUGUGUAUCACUGGAAGAGCUAAAACUUGCUUCCAAACCAAGAAUGGAUCCGCGGCAGCUGUCGAUGUUGCUGGCACUGUCCCAGACCAAUUCACAGCUCUUUGAUCUGCUUGGCAACAAAGAUGAAAUUACGAGAGAAUUGAACCGCAUAGAACUAUUCUCUGAGUUGGAAGAGAUGACAAGCGAAGAACUACUAAGCAAACAGCGGAAGGCAUGGACAGACUGGCUACAAAAGUACAGGUCCCGUUUGGAGAAUGAAGCAAAAGAUGUUGAUGAUGCUGCUGAUCUAAAUACUGAACGUGUGAAGGUGAUGAAUUCAAACAACCCAAAAUUUAUUCUGAGAAAUUACAUCGCACAGAAUGCAAUCACUGCUGCAGAGAAUGGAGAUUUCUCAGAGGUUAGACAAGUUCUAAAGCUCUUGGAGCAUCCAUACAAUGAAGAACCCUGUGUGGAUGACGUAGUUCAAGAAGCACCAGUGGAAGCUGCAACAAGUGGUGAUUCAUUAAGUAAUGAGAGAAUGCCCUACCACAGUAAACCACCUGACUGGGCGAGGAAACUUUUAGUUACCUGAUCUUCGUAAACACCUUGUUUUGGUCUCUGCUUAAAAGAAGCCAAAUCAAGUUAAAAGUUUGAGUGCUACUAUUUCCUCACAACAGAUGUGUUAUGGAGAUCUCCCUUUGUGAAGAGCAGCACCAGUUAUUCUGAAUUCUGCACAUCCCAUUGUGCUUUCAUGAAGUUAUGAAUUAAGAUUAAAAACAAUAGCUAAAAUGAUGCAAAAAGAGAAACUGUGCAAAUAAGUUAGUAUAACAACAACAAAUGCUUGCCUGAAUGCUAUCUUUAUACUUUAAAACAUUGUUAAAGUUAGAUGUUAGGGUUUAAUACUGAUUAUUGUGGAAUAAUCUUUGCUAACAGCUAAAGUAAUGGAAAUGUAAUAUACCACUGUGAUAUACUACUUCUCUAACAAACUUGAACAAUAUGCCUAUAAGUGGUUAUGCUAAUACAGAUUGAUUGGCUUUAUAUCCCCUUUUUGUUUAUUAAAAAAGGGAUACUUGAACGAAAAUAACAGAACAUGUCUGGGUUGCGCACUUUGUUUUGGCACAGCUGGCAGAAAGCAGACCAGCAAUUUUGCUGGACUUGAUUCAGUCUUUAAGAAUGAAGAUAGCUGACAUAUAUGUCUGUAUGGAUGGGUGAUGCCUUUUUAAGUAUGAAAACAGUCAGCCAAUCACAAGUGGUUGACAAUGUAUUUGUAAGCAAGUGCAUUUUAGUAGUGCUACUGGUGUAAAUGACAUUGACCCGUUCAAGUGUCCAUCAAAAGAGUUAACUUGCCAGAGACGACCUUACAAAGGCAACUUAUUCAUGAGAAAGCUGCUUUAUUUACUGGACCUGUGCUGGUAGUUUCUUAGAAGUUAAUUCUUAAUUUAAAAUAAUUAAACAAUGUUAAAAUGGAAUUAUUGAAACAAUGCAGUAAUGGGGUUUGAUUACCAGACAUUGGUUGCUGCUCUGUGAAGUUUGAAGUGUAAGAUCUCCAGAUAAAAUCUGUUAAAAUGAAUACAAAAAUAUCAACUCUAACAUUUUGAGCUAUUUUUGUAUGAUGUGGAAACUGUUGCACGAAAGGUUAACGCACAGUUUAAGCUUUUAUUGUUUGACUAAUCAUUUGCACCUUCUUGAGGAGUAAUUUUGUACAUCCAUUGUUUCGAACCAGUUUCUUCCUCAUAAAAAUUGAAUAAAAACCUGAUGGAUUUUAAAAUGU